This is a messenger RNA of Copidosoma floridanum, 1545 nucleotides long. Its product is annotated as methyl farnesoate epoxidase. Gene Ontology annotation, molecular function: iron ion binding; heme binding; oxidoreductase activity, acting on paired donors, with incorporation or reduction of molecular oxygen, reduced flavin or flavoprotein as one donor, and incorporation of one atom of oxygen. NCBI's taxonomy places the organism in Eukaryota, Metazoa, Arthropoda, Insecta, Hymenoptera, Encyrtidae. The record is from RefSeq and is a predicted model, not a curated record. Gene Ontology annotation, biological process: xenobiotic metabolic process. Gene Ontology annotation, cellular component: intracellular membrane-bounded organelle; cytoplasm.
AUGUGGCUCUUACUCGCUGGCUGCGUCAUCAUUUUGCUGUCCAAGAUAAUCGUCGAUUGGAGCAGGAGCAAGUUGAAGGUCUACCCACCAGGGCCGCGUGGCUUGCCGAUAAUCGGUAACCUGCUGCAAGUGAACAGACUCGUGAAGGAAACGGGCUUUCAUUUCGGCGCCUUGGCGAAGUUGGCCGAAGUUUACGGGCCGAUACUGCGGCUGAGGUUCGGCCUGGCCAAGCCGAUCGUCGUCGUCUCGGGGCGCGAGGCUGUGCUCGAUUUUCUCGGGAGACGAGAGUUCGAUGGUAGGCCUGACACCUUUGAAAUUAGGUAUCGAUGCCUCGGGAAGAAGCGAGGCAUCGUGCUGAACGACGGACAGGAUUGGAGCGAGCAAAAGAGAUUCGCCCUUAAAGUCCUGAAAGACUUUGGAUUCGGCAAACAGACGAUGGAAACCCUCGUCCUGGAGGACGCGAGGAUGCUGGGCGACAUAAUCAAAGACGGGAUGCUGGACCGCAGAGUCGACGUGCACGAGCUGUGCGAGUCUACAGCGAUAGCCGUGAUCAGCAGCCUAUGGAACUUGAUUGCCGGCAGAAGAUGCGACCCGACCAAGGAGGAAACGGGAAUGCUCGAAAUCCUGCGCAUACUCAAGGAAUCGUUCCGCAGCGGCAGCGUGACCGGCUCGCUCUGGCAGCACAUACCCGUCCUGCGUUACAUCAUGCCGAAGUAUUCGGGCUUCGCCGACCAGAAACAAAGAGUGGCCACCAUGUCGAAUUACUUUCUGGAGGAGGUGGCCAGGCACAAGGAGAGCAAAGUCAGCGGGGAGCCGAGAGACCUCAUUGACAAGUACCUCGACGAGAUAGAGUCCGCGAGCGAUGAUCACGACAAGCCGUCUUGCUUCGAUGAGCUGCAGCUGGUGGUGCUCCUGAAGGACAUAUUCUCGGCAGGGAUCGAGACCACCUCGAACACGAUAGGCUUCACCGUGGCCUACCUGUCCAAGCAUCCGCGCUCGCAGAGUAAAAUCCACCGCGAAUUGGAUCGGGUGAUCGGCCCGUCCGGACUGCCCCGAUUGGCCCACAAGAACUCGUUGUCUUAUUUGAAUGCGACGAUAGCGGAGGUGUUAAGGCUGGCGAACGUCACGCCCACGACUGUGGUGCACCGGGCGCUCGCCGAUUGUUCGUUAUUGGGUUACAGCGUCGAAAAGAAUUGGUCGGUAAUUGGCAAUCUGCGGAGCGUUCACAUGGAUCCGGAGCACUGGCUCGACGCUACCGAGUUUCGGCCUGAGAGGUUCAUUGAUGCAACCGGGAAAUUCAUCGAGGAUCCCUGGCUGAUGCCUUUCGGAGCAGGACGCAGGAAGUGCCUGGGUGAAAACUUGGCGCGGACCAGCUUGUUUCUCUUUUUAGCGCGGCUCCUGCAAAAGUUUCGCUUCGAGUUGGCGCCGGGCGAGUCGGCGCCCUGUUUGCUCGGAGUGAACGGAUUCACCGUCUCGCCGCCGCACAUCGGCGUUGUCAUAAGAUCGAGGUGCCACGACAACGCGGAGGAAGAGUCGGUGGCAUAA